AUGGACGCUUUUCUCAAUUUAAAUCAUCGUCUCCACUCACUUGUUCACUAUCAUUUACAUAAAAAAAUCAAUCUAAUUCGUAUACAUCGGUUUGAACAUCUUCUCGCUCGUUUUCGUGAAACACUAACAACAAUUCAAUGUGAUGACAAACAGCUAGCAAAAGUAUUUUUACUAACAUAUCCACAACUGAAAUCACUGACAAUUCUACACGCACCACCACGGACACAAGCAAAUUAUUUAACAUUUAUACCAACGUUAACAACUAAACUGUCAACACUGAAACUGCUUCAUGUUAAAUUUGCUGAAUGUGAACGAGUAACUGAUUCGUUAUUACCAGCGAAUGUAGUGAAUAUGAAAGUAUCAUCCUAUUUAAAACAGUUUCAUCUCAGCGCAGAACGUGAAAUUAAUUACGAUCAAAUUGAAUCAUUAGUGAAACGGUUUUCUCAAUCAUUAGAAAUAUUAACAUUGAAUAUGACAAUGUUGAGUCGCGUUAAUGCUGAAAUGGUAGAUGGAAAUCGACUGCUUCAAAAUUUGACCUGGUAUGCAAAUCUGCCUGACUACAAUUACUUUAAACAGCUUCGACUACUCUUUCCAAAUGUCAAAUAUUUAAACUUUUUUAUUGAUGAUCACGUGAAAUUGAAUGAAUUACGUAAACAAAUGGAAGGUGAUGAAGAAUUAAGUCUCAUUGGAAAAGAAGUGGAGAAGUGUUCUUUUUGGACAGCUAGGGACGAUCACGAAGGAGGAAACUGUAUAUUAUAUUUUCGACAUUUUAUUGCUGAUAUUCAUCGUCAACUAGUCGAACUUCCCUUUUAUUGCAGACCAUUUACAGUUUAUGGAACACAAAUGAUGCGGAUAGAAGAACUGAAAAACCUCCAGAAGAACAUCGGCGAAAUUGCAUCAAUAAAAACAUUCUUUUCUGGUACUAUGUGUAGUCAGACAGUUCUAUCAAAUGCUGUUACAACGAACAUCAAUCCAUUAUGCAAAGCUGUCUUGUUCGAAAUUGCCGUCGAUUGCACAUCCGAUACGGCAUCAUUUGGUAAAAUACAAACGGUAGGUGAUCAAGAAAACUAUGGUAUCAUGUUUUCUCCUGGGUCAGUAUUUCGAAUAGAGUCCGUAGCACAAAUACCACCCAGAGGAAUAUUGCAUGUGAAAUUAUCAUUGACUGAUAGACAGUUAAGUAAGGUUAGAGGAUUAUUUGAACGUAUAAGGAAUGAGUUUGCACACCCUCUCACACUUAUAACUUUGGGAAACUUCUUUUGUGAAGUUGGUCAAUUGGAUGAAGCAAUGCGUUAUUAUGAAAUACUGCAUAGUGUAUAUGAGUCUGAUAAUGACGCUAUAGAAAUUAUUAAUUGCAAUAUUGGACUUAUUUAUGAACAUAAAAGUGAUUAUGAAGCAGCUCUGGGACAGUACCACACUGGAUUGAAUAGAACAAUGCAGAGUUCAUCCUCUCAUGAAGCAGAUACUCAACAACGAAUAGCUGACAUUAUACUGAAGCCUCCGUUAAUGAAUCAUUCAUCUUCCUCUAUAUCGUAUUUCAAUCUGGGUUGUGUGUAUUUUUACAAACUUAAUUAUAAAAAAGCAUUAGAAAAUUUUGAACAAGCUUAUGACUACCUAACAAAUGAUAACACAAUCGAAGAAGCCGAUAUUCUGAAUAAUAUCGGUUGUGUGUAUUACAAAAGAAAUGAUUUUCAAAAAGCUCUUCAGUGCUACGAGAAGGCACUUGAUAGAGCAUUAAAAAUCUUGCCAGCAGAAAAUUUAUUGAUUACAUGCUAUCUUAAAAAUAUUUCAACAGUAGUAAAUUCAGUUGACGUAAACAAGUGA
This is a messenger RNA of Didymodactylos carnosus, 1821 nucleotides long. The record is from the annotation of a GenBank genome assembly. NCBI's taxonomy places the organism in Eukaryota, Metazoa, Rotifera, Eurotatoria, Philodinida, Philodinidae.